Messenger RNA from Fusarium keratoplasticum, 921 nucleotides. RefSeq names its product NAD(P)-bd-dom domain-containing protein. The record is from RefSeq and is a predicted model, not a curated record. The transcript has 2 exons. The coding region runs from base 1 to 921 and encodes 306 amino acids. Lineage: Eukaryota; Fungi; Ascomycota; Sordariomycetes; Hypocreales; Nectriaceae.
AUGUCACCCCUCAAGAACGUCGCUAUCCUUGGUGGAACUGGAUCUCUGGGAGAGGUUCUUAUCCCCGCCCUGCUCAACGCUGACUUCAACGUCACCUGCAUUACCCGUCCUGGCAGCUCAGCUGUUCUCCCAGCCAGUAUUACCAAAAAGAUAGCCGACUACGCUGACAGCGAGGCUCUUACCGAUGCUCUCAAAAACCAGGAUGUUCUCGUUGAGGCCUUCAAUCCUGCAGCCGCCAUUCAUCAGGAGCUGAUUGUCCGCUCAGCUCUAAAAGCCGGCAUCAAACACAUCAUCACUCCUGACUUUAGUGGUGACACUUUCCACCCUCAUAUUGGAGAGCUCCUCAUCUUUGAACCCAAGCUGCGUGCCAAGCGCGAGUUUGAAAAGAUCAUUGCUGAGUCUGAGGGUCGACUAUCUUGGACGUCUAUUAUUGUCGGGCCAUGGUUUGACUGGACUAUUGAAACUGGCAUCUUUUGGAUCAACAAGGAGCAGAAGAAGAUUUUCCGCUAUGGGUCUGGCGAUCAAAAGUGCAGUAUGAGCAGACGGGCACUGAAUGGCGAGGCUCUGGUUGCAAUCUUGCAAAACCCGGACAAGUACCAGAACCGACCUGCGUACUUUGCAAGCCACACUGUCUCAACCAACGAACUCAUCAAUAUCAUCAAGGUCUUGGAUCUUGAAGGGUGGUCGGUCACAGAUUUACCGAUUGGGGGACUCUACCAAGAGGCGCUCAAGCUCUGGGAGGAGGACACGGCGAACGGGGUUGAGAAUAGGCUCGGCUCCAGGGCAUAUCCGAUGCUUUCGACUGUGGCGGUUCUGGAUGAAAACAACCGCUACGGGUCCAACUUUAGUGACAAGGUUGAGCCUGGUUGGGAUGAGGGCGAAGAUGCUUUGAAGGAGUCACUCAAGAGGUUGCUUACAUAG